This is a messenger RNA of Ambispora gerdemannii, 2622 nucleotides long. NCBI's taxonomy places the organism in Eukaryota, Fungi, Glomeromycota, Glomeromycetes, Archaeosporales, Ambisporaceae. The record is from the annotation of a GenBank genome assembly.
AUGGAACAAUUACCACUAACAGGUUCCACCUAUAUUGACUUACCUUCGUCAUCUUCGAUUUCGCCCAACCCCACAUUUGCAACAACAGCCAACAACAACGGCAUAAAUAACGGUCUUGGAACAAUAAAACGCUUUAAACCGAUAGAGACUUGCGAUAAUUGCAAAGAACGCAAAGUUAAAUGUGACAGAGAACGACCAAUAUGCGGAACAUGUAACAGAACUAAACGAGAGUGCACAUAUAAUUUCUCGGCUUCUUCGAAACGCGAGAGGCCAAGAAGCGAAUAUGAGAUUCUACAAGAACAAAUAGAAGAAGUGGCUACUAUACAGUUUGACCAGUUAAAUCAGCUGGAAAAUAUGCUAGAGAAUUUAAUUGGCAACAACGGUCUACCCCAAGCUACGGUGGCAGCACCUGGUCAGGGAGAUUUCAAUGAUAUAAUCCAGAAUGGUGGUGCAAGUAACUCUUAUGUCGAGAAUUUUAUUCCUAAUCCGAUGGCCAAUAAUUUUUAUGGAAUGUAUCAAACUGAAGAAAUGUCUAGACCCAGUCUAAAUCAGAGCAUAUCAGAAGAGACAUUACAAUUUACCGCUCAAUUAGCCUCCACGCUACCUAAAACUAAUAAACCUCCUUCGAUCACUACAAACAUCAACAACGCGUCGAGCCAAUAUACUAGUGAUAAUAUGCAAUUUUCAGAUCCAGUAGAUAAACUUACUGACGAACUAAAUAGUUUAAACCUUUUCGAGUCUACAAGAUACAUUGGUGAAGGUUCUCUCUUGAUGUUGAGUGAUGGAGGCGAAGAAACAAUAGUACCUCAAACACCAACAAACUUGUCGCAAGUAGAACCGGAACUUAAGCUUAUACCCAAUCCAGUUGCGGCAAAAUAUUUGAUUGAUUUGUAUUAUCAACGAGUGUACCGUCAUUACCCGCAUUUACGGAGGAAGAUUGUUGAUGAUUGUCUAGCGAAUCUUUCAAAGCCGCAACAUUUUCUUUUGCUCAAUAGUAUUUUCUUUGCGGCUUCGCCAUUCCAUGCUGAUAAAGAUUUGCGUGAUGGAAAACCAUAUCAUAAAAGAGCAAUAGCUCUAUUACAAAAUCACUGCUUACAAACGCCUCAUGUCUUAACGGUCGUAAGUUUAUUUAUACUCGGCCUUCAUACUAGAACGAUGGGAUCUGCAUGGAUCUUUCAUGGAAUGGGUUCAAAAAUGACCUUUGAGCUAGGGUUACAUCGAAAAAUUAAAAAAAUCCAAAUGAGUGAUGCAAUCAAAGAAAUGCGAGAUAUGGCAUUUUGGGGGUGUUUUGUUGCUGAAACAUGGGUUUCAGCAUGUUAUGGACGUCCUAGUGCUAUUGAUGAAGCUACUUGUGACGUUGAUUUGCUUCCUAUACCAUCAGAUCCAGAACCUGAUGAAGAAACGCGACUUCAUAUUGCAUGGAUUCUUCACAUCAAUUUAUUGCGUAUUUUCGCUCAGGUACGAAAAUAUCUAUACGGAAGAUCAAAAAUAGAAGGAACCAAGCGCGAAGAAAAUCAGUUUAGAUUUUUGGAUGCGGCGCUUGGUCGUUGGUUUUACACCUUGCCAAACUGGUUGAAAUUUGAAGAGAUGGCAACUGACGUGAAGGGAAGUUUGCUAGGAUCUAUUGGAGGAGAAAUGCACACACUCUUUUGGACAGUUCUAAUUCUUCUUCAUAGCCUAAAUUUAACAAUGUUCACCACAAGCCCAACGAAUCCUACGCAAGAAGCGAAUCGAUUAUCUUCGCAGACAAUCUGCGUUCACGCAGCCACUAUUCUUCUUCAUUGGCUGGACGUACUUAUGAACCAAGUUCCUGAUUUCUUUGAACAAUCAUGCACGGCACUUUUUGCCAUUGCACCUGCAAUUCGGGUGCUAGCAUGGACAACGCAACGAGGAGAUACAAAAGCAGAAAGUAUGGUUGAAAGACUCAAAGAAAUAAAAAAUGAAGUUAAAGAAAUCGCGCGAAGGAGAUUUGCAUCUGGUCGAUUAGACGGCGAAGAGAAACUACAAGGAUGGUUUGGAAAACUCAAAGAGGAGGAAGCCAAAAAUAAUAAAUCUCCAGAGGCCGCUGCUGCAAGUUCAUCUUCACUUAGUCCCGAUCAAGUCAAAAAUCUCUCAGCAAGAGGAAGAAACCCUAAUAUAGCCAGGAGGCGAAAUAACAAAUCAUCAGAUUGGCGUGGUGAAACAGACAAUUUUAAAUUUACUUUUGAUCCCGCUAGUCUUGAAAACUUUCAUGAGCAAACUCAACAAUCCAUUCCUUUCCAAGUUUACACUGAUCAACAGCAAUUAGCGCCACAUCAAACAGAUUACAACAAUCAAACUUAUCCUGAUAUGCAGUUCUCUUCUACCUUGUCUCCACCUCCUAAUAUAUCCUCCGCGUCCACCUCUCCACAUCCAACGGUUCUUUCUCCGCAUAUAGACGCGCCGUUUAAUACGCCAAUAUUUACUGGAAUAAAUAAUUUUAUUCAGCCACAACAACAAUUGGAUAUUCAUAAUCCAGUGAAUUUCUGGAAUCCUUCACUCAAUAAUAAUCAGUAUGGAGUUGGAUUUGACGCAAAAAUUAUGAUGGAAAAUGGUAGCAAUAUUGUUGGCCAUAGCAACGAAGAAUAUGUGCCCACAAUUUGA